Molecule: messenger RNA, 807 nt
Organism: Cooperia oncophora
Lineage: Eukaryota; Metazoa; Nematoda; Chromadorea; Rhabditida; Trichostrongylidae
Source: the annotation of a GenBank genome assembly
AUGAAUAUUACGAGUGCAUAUAAUCGCUACAAAGAUAAGUGUGUUUAUCGGAGUCGAGCUGAGAGGCAUGACGAGUUCAUCAAUUGUGGGGAGCGAGAGCUCAUUAAUCAUGCAUGGAAGCCAGGCGAACACACGGAACUCACUGCAUGGAUUACCAAAACUCUGAGGGAAAUCGUCGACCGUUCAUUCUACGAAGACUGGAAUAAUGCAGUUCGACAGGAGAAACUUGAAGAGGAGGUUCGUCGCCUGGGUCUGCCACAUAAUCCACGUCUCGGUAGGCAGGUUGACAAUCGGAUUGCCUAUCUGCGCAGGGUGAAGAAUCUCAACGAAAUGAAGAAAAUCCAAGAUCAGGUGACGCCAAUGCCCAAUGGAGAUCUUGCAAGUGAAGGCGAGCCUAAAACUAAUGGUGUAUCGGACGUCACAGCACAGGCUGCAAUUCCGGCUUUGGAAAACCCUACCGAUUUACUGCAAAUGCUGAUGCAGAACGGCCGAUUCCCGGAGCUCAAUACCGACACUCAAGCUCAACUGAUGGCGCUCAUGAUGAGUGGAGCUGCUGCUCCGAUGAGGAUGGAAGACGGUAGUGGCAGGCAGGAUAUGCUGCCCAACCCGACAGCCAUUCUUCCAUCCAUCCUCGCUAAUCCGUUCCUCCACGCCGCAUCCUCAAUGCCCAACCUGCUGUCACUACCGAUCGAUAAUUCGAUCGAUAACACUCCCACUAUCCAUCAGAACGCUGAAUCGGGUGAUAUGGAGGAAGACGACGAUUGCAGUACAGAGGAUGGCCACCUGCAUAUCGAUGCAGAUCACUAG